AUGGCUACGGUUACCUCUGUUCAGUUCGAGCACUAUCAUGCCUCUGGCUGUAUUGGAGUUCAUGAGACCACACCAAGACUCUCUUGGAAAAUCGAGGGAGUCUCCACAGAUUUUCGUCAGAUUUCCUAUGAGAUUGAGCUCUCUGAGACGAUUCUUACUAUCUCAAAGGUCGUAUCGACCCUGAAAUGUGUAUCAUCUGCAUCAAGUUUGGUGCCGUGGCCUUUUCGAAAGCCACUUUCUUCACGUCAGCGGAUUUCGGUGAGAAUCAGAAUCUGGGACCAGGACGAGAAGGCGACUGAUUGGAGCAAACCAUCGCACCUUGAGGUCGGUCUUCUUGCUCGUACAGAUUGGAGUAGUGAGCGCAUUGCUGCACCCUGGGGCCCCGGUACAGUCGCUCCCGACCCAGAGCAGCUCUUUCGCAAGCAAUUCUCAGUCAAUUUCCCCGCCUUUCAGGCUAGAUUGUACGUCACAGCACAGGGCGUUUACGAGGCAGAGAUUAACGGUCAGCGAGUUGGCGACUAUUUCCUCGCUCCAGGAUGGACAUCUUAUGAAGGAAGACUUCAGUAUCAGACGUAUGAUGUCACUUCGUUGCUUUCUAGCAAUCAGCCUGAGAACUGCAUUGGAGUCCGUGUUGCAGAAGGGUGGUUUUCUGGGCGUAUAGGAUUUGAGGGCGGUCAUCGAAAUAUCUGGGGUCCUCACACAGCACUUAUUGCUCAGCUGGAAAUCAUAUCUGGCGAUGGGAUUAUCCAGAGAAUCUCGACAGACGGAUCCUGGCAGGUCGCUCGUGGUCCCAUCAUACUUGCUGAGAUCUACGACGGAGAGAAGUAUGACGCCACCCUUGACUUGCCAAAUUGGUCGAAAUGGGUGGCCGCUAGCAUGUCGGACGGACUUCGCUUUGAGAAAGUGAUAACUCUGGAAUUCUUGCCGAUUUCGACCACUUUGGUCGCUGGAUACGGCGAGCCGGUGCGGAAAACUCAAGCCGUCGGGCCUGUCAACCAAAUAACGACUCCCUCCGGCAAGACGAUCAUCGACUUUGGUCAAAACCUCGUCGGCUGUCUCAAGUUUCGUAACAUCAAAGGACCCAGAAAUCACAAAAUUACCUUCUCACACGCCGAGGUGCUAGAGAACGAUGAGCUCGGAACGCGCCCUCUGCGUAUCUGUAAAGCUGUAGAUGAGUACAUCUUGAGCGGUGCCCCGGAGGGAGAAGGGUAUGAACCUCGAUUUACAUUUCACGGCUUCAGAUAUGCACAGAUCGAUGGGUGGACUAGUGAUCAUGACUUGAUAUCAUCAGUCGAAGCCAUAGUCUACCAUACAGAUAUGAAGGCUGCUGGGUCAUUCUUCUGCUCCGACCCCCUCCUGAAUAAGCUAUACCAAAACAUUGUUUGGGGCAUGCGCGGAAACUUUCUGUCUGUACCGACAGACUGCCCUCAACGAGAUGAAAGGCUUGGUUGGUCGGGUGACCUAGCGCUUUUCGCACCGACGGCAACUUUGUUAUUUGAUUGCUAUGGAAUGCUGAAGAACUGGCUCAUUGAUGUAGCAUACGACCAAGAGGUUCUGGGUGGUGUGCCGCCGAUGGUCAGUCCGAAUGCCACACUUCCAGAUCCGAUAUGGUGUAGAAGAGUGCCUUGCGCUAUCUGGCACGAUGUUACUAUUCUAGCUCCUUGGGCGCUCUAUCAAGAGACUGGAGACGACAGCAUUCUAUCUCAACAGUAUGGCAGCAUGCUGACUUGGAUGGUCAAGUUGCCGCGCAACCAAUCUGGUGCAAAGCACUUGUGGGACAACUCAAUCUUUCAGCUCGGCGAUUGGCUCGAUCCUACCGCCCCCCCAGACGCGCCGUGGAAAUCCCCGACAGACGCGAAGAUGGUCGCCAACAUGUUUCUCAUCCAGAGUCUGCGGCUGAUGGCUCGUAUAUCUGGCAUCCUUGGUGAAGAGACCAGGAAGGUCGACUUUGAAUCAGAGUUCAGGGCAGCCAAAGCACAGUUCCAUCAAGAAUACGUGACUCAAAAUGGGCGGAUUGUGUCAGACACCCAGGCAGCAUACGCUUUAGCCAUCUGCUUGAAUGUGCUGGACGAGUCGCAGAAAGUUCGGGCCGGCCAACGUCUAGCGGAGCUCGUGAAGAAGAAUGACUUCAAGAUUGCAACAGGAUUUGCUGGAACACCAUACCUCUGCGAGGCACUGUUCAUCACAGGGCAUGUUCAAGUAGCCUACCGCAUGCUUUUGGAAAAAGAAUGCCCGUCUUGGCUGUAUCCCAUCACUAUGGGGGCUACAACGGUCUGGGAAAGGUGGGAUUCUAUGCUCCCCGACGGAAGCAUCAAUCCAGGCGAGAUGACCUCUUUCAAUCACUAUGCCUUCGGUGCUAUUGCAAAGUUCCUGUUUGAAAGAAUAGCAGGUCUUCAGAGACUUGAGCCAGGGUGGACGAGAUGCCGCAUUGCUCCAGCUAUUGGAGCUGAGUUCUCCCACGCCUCGGCGUCUCAUAUGAGUCGUCAUGGGCUCAUCGAGUGCUCUUGGGAGACGAAAGUGGUCAAUGGAGGCAAAGAGAUGUUGCAUGUUAGACUGAGUAUACCUCAUGGUGUCACCGCCGAGGUUGUGCUACUGAGCGAAGAGGGAGAGAAACUGGAGGUGGUAGGUGUGGGGGAAUGGAAUUUUAAGACGAUUUUUGUCCGGGAUUAUGACUGGCCUGUAUUACCCCUGAAGAGCAAGUCAUGA
This is a messenger RNA of Colletotrichum costaricense, 2706 nucleotides long. RefSeq lists its product as uncharacterized. NCBI's taxonomy places the organism in Eukaryota, Fungi, Ascomycota, Sordariomycetes, Glomerellales, Glomerellaceae. Gene Ontology annotation, biological process: carbohydrate metabolic process. The transcript is spliced from 2 exons. The coding region runs from base 1 to 2706 and encodes 901 amino acids. The record is from RefSeq and is a predicted model, not a curated record.